GUCGCACAGCGUUGCAGUUUAGUGUUAUCGGCCGACCACCACAGUCUAUCGGUUUUGGCAGUGUUUUGUUUUUUAAUGUUCAAUGAAAAAUAAAUUCGCCAUCAUCAAAUGCAAAUGGAACGGUGACAUAAAUGAAUUGCACAUAAUAAAACGUGGCUGAAGCAGAAACAAGUAGAAUAGUGCAGAGCGAGAACGAGAGAGCGAGCGAGCGAUAGCGAGAUUGAAGUUUGCAAUAAAUUAAUAACGAAAGGUGCAACAAAGAAGCGAACGAAGCAGUGAAGAAGAAGAGAAGCAUGAGCUGAAAACUGGACAAACAAACAGAGAGACACACACACACACACACAGAGAGACAGAGGGACUCAUGCACACACACACACAUACAAACGCACGCAGCAAAUAGAUUAUUUCAAGGCAACUUCAAAUAAGGUGACAAUUGCGACAGCGGCAGAGCAGCAGCAGCGACGCUGAAGCAGACAACGACAAUAAUAACGAGGUGAUAGAAAGAAUCUAAUUGGUCUCUGCUGUGGCAACAAAACCACGUGUAUAUGUAUAUGUAUAUGUGCAAGUGUGCAAGCAACAACAAUAACAAAGGCAGCAAAGCAAACAGCAGCAGCGCAGCGACAGAGGCAGAGGCAGCAGCACAAGAAGCAGCGACAGAGACGACGCGAAUGUGAAUGUGAAGGCGAAUGCAAUUGUAAUAACAACAACAACAGCAGGAGCAGAAUUGUCAUCUUCAUCCUUAUCUUUAUCUCAGCAAGAACAAGCCAAGCGAGAGAAAGAGCGAGCGAGCGAGCGAAAGAGAGACGCGCACACACACACACACACAUAAAUACAAAUACCAUCAGCAUUACCAAUACCACUACAAAUAUGAGCACAGUGUUUAUUAACUCACGCAAGAGUCCAAAUCCAAAUUCGAACCCGAAUUCGAAUCCGAAUUCAAAUCCAAAUGCAGUGCUCAAAAAACAAGGCACUGACCAGUGGGUCAAAUUAAAUGUGGGUGGCACCUACUUUUUAACAACAAAAACAACGCUCUCCCGUGACCCAAAUUCAUUUCUCUCGCGUCUCAUACAAGAAGACUGUGAUUUAAUAUCAGAUCGGGAUGAAACUGGCGCCUAUUUAAUUGACAGAGAUCCCAAGUAUUUUGCACCAGUUCUCAACUAUUUGCGACAUGGCAAACUUGUCCUGGAUGGCGUAUCCGAAGAGGGUGUCCUGGAGGAGGCGGAAUUUUAUAAUGUUACACAACUAAUUGCCCUGCUCAAGGAGUGCAUCUGUCACAGAGAUCAGAGACCACAUGCGGACAAGAAGCGUGUCUACCGUGUCCUGCAAUGUCGCGAACAGGAGCUCACACAGAUGAUCUCAACGCUGUCGGAUGGUUGGCGAUUCGAGCAAUUGAUUUCCGUUGGCAUGCAAUACUCAAAUUAUGGUCCUUUCGAGAACAACGAGUUCCUUUGUGUCGUCUCCAAGGAAUGCGGAUCGACAGCUGGACGGGAACUGGAACUCAAUGAUCGCGCCAAGGUUCUGCAGCAGAAGGGAUCACGAAUUCUUGGAAUUUAAAAAGCCCCCAAAAAAGUAAAACUAAUUCCCAUCAUAAAACAUCAUGUUGAAAAACGAGUCACACAGCACAACAACAACAACAACAACAACCAAAAGCAAGCACAACAUCAACAUCAACAACAACAACAACAACAAGAAAAACAAAAUCUAAACAAAAUGCAAUAGCAAUAUUUAUAGCUACAAUAACAACAAUAAUUAUUAAUUAAGCCUAACGUGAUCUGAGCCUUAUUUUAUGGCAGUGCUGUUUUCAAUUAAAACAAAAACCAAAAUUAUGGAAAUUAUGAUUAAAAUAAACGUAGUCCGUCAGUUAGAAAGUCGGCCAAACAGUUCGUCAUUAAACAGCAAUUAA
Molecule: messenger RNA, 1903 nt
Organism: Drosophila innubila
Lineage: Eukaryota; Metazoa; Arthropoda; Insecta; Diptera; Drosophilidae
Gene: inc
Product: BTB/POZ domain-containing protein KCTD5
Exons: 5
Coding region: 868-1554 (228 amino acids)
Biological process (GO): proteasome-mediated ubiquitin-dependent protein catabolic process; protein homooligomerization
Cellular component (GO): cytoplasm; Cul3-RING ubiquitin ligase complex
Molecular function (GO): cullin family protein binding
Source: RefSeq, a predicted model, not a curated record